GCAAGUCGUACAUUUGUAUUCAAAUACAUCACACUAACACGAAGUUUCUCUGACAAACACUGUAAAUAGACAAGUUCAAGCCUGAGUGUAGACAGUAAGCUGACAACUGCAUCUGAGCAGCACGUGUCUUGUACCAAAGUAACUUGUUCAACUGAGUGAGAUAUACUUUCUUCGAGAUAAAGGACUUUGAAGAAAAAAACAUGAAGGGGGCUAUUGGAACGGCGAUUCUCUUCUACUCUUUAUGCUGUGUUGUGUCGUUACCAUUGCAUAACAUAUUUAAACGAAAUGCCACACAUCAAAAGAGGAACUCUGAAUCCGAUGCUCACGCCCACAUUCUAGCAGAGUAUAUCUUUGACAGUACUGCUAGCAAUGCGCGUAUUGUUACCCACCAAGACAUUAGUGAUUUUUACAAAAGUGUUUUUGAAUACGACGAUUACAUGGCUGACCAAAUAAGCAGACGAUACAUUGAAUGGGGUGAUGUAAAUGGCGACGGUGCACUCACGAAAGAAGAACUGACAAUUGCGAUUCGGAACCAUUACCCAUAACGCCCUGGACCACCGAACCAUCCCCAAUUGGUUUUGGUUGUGUUCAUUUUUGUUGGUGAUGUCAACGUCUGUUGUUCUUGUCACGUGAUCCUUGUCACCAUGUCCUCGCUGCGUCGUUCAAGCUAUUCUUUUUUGUAUUUCUUCGCAAAUCUGAAGACUGCUUCGCAGGACAAUGUAAGGGAGUCCAUUUUCUGUUCUCCGGAAACGACGUUCGCGGUUGUCCAGCCUUUUCCAAUUAGAACAGAGCGGAACACACGCUAGCAUGAAGCGAAUGUUGACUGUCUUGAUGACUUUAGAAAAACAUCGACAUAUCAAACUAAUCGUUGGUAAAUAUGUAUCUGUAUUAACCCUAUUUUGUUUUACAUAUUUUGCCUUAUUGCGAAUGAUAUAGUUGGUGGGUUUUUGUCGCAAUGCUGUUUUUUUUUUUAUAUUUGACAUCUUUUUUAUAUAGAAAUUGUAGCAUUGACUUUUGUCAUUCCAAAUGACUAGAUGCAGGUUUUUGGUCAUUAUAUACCUUCUAGGUUUUUGUUAUUUAGUUUGGUCAGUUCCUUGUGACGCCAUGUAAUGUUGUUAUAUAUUUUGACAUAUCGCCUGAAUUAGACGAUGAAAAAUGUUUUCCACCGGCCGUACCCUCAUUGUUUUCACAACUACACUAAUUUAUUUCUUACAAAUAGGCCGUUUGCCUACAUUCUAUUUAUCACCUGUAUUUGUACAUGUAUAUAUUUAUUACUAGUAUCUCGCUUCUGAGGUUGUGGUUUUAUUGUAAGACAUUCUAUAUGUGCUCAAAUUUUCCGAGUCAUGUUUUCAUAUUAUCUAUAAAUAUAUAUUUUUUCAAACAUUGUUUCUUUUUGCUUCCAUGAAUAAUUCCAAUAAACAUUGAUAAAUUAA
This is a messenger RNA of Magallana angulata, 1433 nucleotides long. RefSeq lists its product as uncharacterized. The record is from RefSeq and is a predicted model, not a curated record. The coding region runs from base 201 to 545 and encodes 114 amino acids. The transcript is spliced from 4 exons. Lineage: Eukaryota; Metazoa; Mollusca; Bivalvia; Ostreida; Ostreidae.